Molecule: messenger RNA, 867 nt
Organism: Cydia strobilella
Lineage: Eukaryota; Metazoa; Arthropoda; Insecta; Lepidoptera; Tortricidae
Exons: 2
Coding region: 1-867 (288 amino acids)
Source: RefSeq, a predicted model, not a curated record
AUGGUGAAGCUGAAUAAAAUGGAGGCUCACCUCUUGUGCCUCCCAGGUCUACGGGAUGACGUAAAAGAUAUUAAAUUGGAGCUGUCUGAGGUCAAAAAUUCAUGUGAAACAAAUAGGUCUAAUCUGACUGAAUGCAAUUCGCGAUUAGACGAAGUUGAGAAGAAAAUACCGGAUCUCGAAGCAAAUAAUGUCAAAAUUAACUCACUUAAUCAGCAGAUAGAUCAACUCAAGAGGGAGAUCACAAAUCGUGACCAAUGGCACCGUCUAAACAAUAUAGAAGUUAAAGGUGUCCCACUCAAGAAUAAUGAGAACCUCUUCACCAUCUUGGAGCGCAUUGGCGAGAUAGUUGGGUUCCCGAUACAAACCACCUGUAUUAAUUACAUAUCCCGGAUUCCCGUUCACAAUUCUAAAGAAAAAUCCAUUAUCGUCAGUUUCGUUAAUCGUUAUGUUAAAGAGAACUUCAUUGCAUCGGCGAGACUGAGGAAAACUAUAUCAACGGAAGAACUCGGAUUCAGGGAUUGUCACAGUAAGAUCUUUGUAAAUGAUCAUCUAACACCGGAGUACAAAAUGCUGCUAACGAAAACGAAAACCGAAUUAAAAUCUAUGAACUACAAAUAUGUGUGGGUGAAAUUUGCGAAGAUCCACGUGCGCAGGGAUGACAACUCGAAACCCAAGCGAAGAGCAACAGCCACCCGCAACGAAUCGUUGUCGAGGAGGGUGCCUAAAUGCGGGGAGGGAAGCGCCUGCAACCACGCUCCCGACUCCGGUCUCGACCCUGCAAGGAGUCUUGCUCGAUCCACCCCCGAAGACCGCUCCAACAGGCCAUCAAACACUCGCUUCACCCCAACGUCGUCCCACAACCGUUAA